Symbiodinium natans is the source of this 2532-nucleotide messenger RNA. The record is from the annotation of a GenBank genome assembly. Lineage: Eukaryota; Dinophyceae; Suessiales; Symbiodiniaceae.
AUGCGCUUUGUCUUGCUACUCCGAGACCACCUGCUGUGGGCCUUGCCCUGGGUGUGCGACUUCUUCGCGUGGGGGAGCGCUGAGAAGCCGGACUUGCGAGAUGCCGUGUGCCGCGGCAAUGCCAGCGAGGUGCGGGAGUUGUUGGAUUCCGGCCUCGACGCAAGCCUUUCGAACGGCUACCCGUGGAGCUGCGACGACCUUCGGGAGCCCUACCACACCUCGGUGCAUCACGCCGCCCAAGAGGGCUUGAUCGACAUCUUGCGGUUGUUGCUGGCCGCGUGGCCCGGGGGCGCCCAAGCCAGGGAUGGUUGGGGGAACACCCCUGGGCACUACGCAGCUUCGGCCGGGCAGAUGGAGGCCCUGGAACUCCUCCUAAGCUGGUGGCCCGAGGGGCUCCGCACCACCGACACAGCAGGCCUUACGCUUCUGCAUUGGGCAGCCGCAGCUGGGCAGCUUCGAGUGCUCGAGAUGUUGAUGCAGCGGUGGCCGGAGGGCAUUUACGUAAUUGAUAGCCUAGGGAGAUCCCUGCUUCAUUGGGCAGCCUCGAAAGAGCACCUGGAUGUGCUCGACUUGGUCCUACCACGCUGGCCGGAGGGAGCCCGUGUGAUUAGUAAUGACGGCUGGACGCCUCUUCAGCAAGCUUCUUGCGCUGGCAUUCUCCAUCGUGGGUGCAACCUCACCAACUCUUUGCCAUUGCUAAGGGAUGCGGCCAUCAAUCUGGAAUGUGGGACUUCGCACGAGCUUUCCAAGCUAGAGCUAAAGCUCUGGCUCAACUGUGGUGGCGACCCAUGGUACGAAGGUGCUUCGGGCACACCCCUUUCUGAGAGACUUGACGCUCUGGAUGCCAGAGAGUUCCUGCGUGCCAAGAAGGCCGAGGAGGGCUAUUAUUCCAGACUCCUGUCAGACUACCGUACUUACGUGGUCCCCACCGCCGCCAUCGCAGUGGCCUGGGCAGCAGUCCUAUUCGAAGAACACUUCGACAGAGUGUUCUUCCUCUGCAAGACUUAUUCACUUCCCGCUCGAAGGACGGUGCAGAUGGAUGUUUCGGAGGUGGCAGAGGACCCGUUUCUUGAAGGAGCAAAGCUCUUGGUCGCUCAGGCAUCCGCAAAGCGCCUGCCACUUCACCGGCUUUGGCGAUGGCUGGAGAGCAUGGUCGCCGUAAUUUGGCUGGGGUUCCUGUUGGCUUACGCCCACUGGCCAUGGUGGCUGCCCUUAGUAACUCUGGCCUAUGCUCUGCCCGCAGUUGGCCUCCACAGGACGCGCAAAACUCUCCAGGCACCCGUGCUGGCACUCAUGAGCCAAGGCUUCGCUGGCGAGCUGGCUGCUCUCCUUCGAAACAUCUGUCUGAGCCUGGCCUUCGCAAUCUGCAUGUUGCUUCGGCUUGGCAGCAACCCGGCCUAUCGUGAAUGGCAGUCAACAAAGCUUCAUAAUGUGUGGGUCAAGUCGCACUUGAAUGACCACUGGCUCUUCGUAUGGGCACCUGAGAUUUCGGCGCGUCAAAUUUUUCUGGCAGCUGUCAUUGCAUGCAGCUGCAUCAUUGGACUCCACUGCGCCCUCUUGUGCCGCGCUGUGCUGUGCGCAUGUUUCUGUGCAACCACAGCGGAUGGCAACGAAACAGUAGAAAGGGCCCAGGAGAGGCACGCCAGAGAGCGGGACGAGGUUCUUGCUUUGCUGCAGGAGAGGCCCGACGUCGCACGCGUGAAUCCUCGAAUCAUACCUGUGACAGCUUUUGCGCUUCCUUGGCGGGGCGGCGGCCUGUAUCUUGCCGUGGGGUUAGUGCUGCUGGACGUGGGCCUGGACAUCAAUACCAUCAUCACCUUCCUUGGGGGAAAGAGCUUUCUUUUUGCUGCUUCGAUGACGUUCAUCGUGGCCCGAAGCUUUGUGAAGCAGGUGCAAGUCCUCCGGCCAUGGCAGCUUUGGCAGGCAAUGCGGGCCAGCUUAGAUCGAGGCAUCCUGCGGAAGGACUUACUGGACUUCCUUGAGGAGGAGAAGAGAUCUGAGGCCCUUCUUUGCGCCUGCAUCACCGCCUACUCUGCCUUCUUCAUGGUGCAUUCUGCGGGUGAGCUCCUAGUACAGCUCUGCAGCUUGACACUGAGCACCGUCAUGUUCUCCAGCUACGCCGUCGUCGCCUGCGACCUGGAGGACUUGCAGAUGCGCGCAGUUCACUCCGAGCCACUGGAGGUCUCCCCCAUUCCUGAUGAGCCGGUCCUCCCCGCGGAGGAGCAGCACGAACGCCGCACAGUCGACAACAACCUCGAGGAAGCUGCGAAGGACAACGCUGCGAAGGACAACGUUGCACCACCAAAGCAGAAGACAAAGGCGAAGAAGCGCCGUGCCAGGAAGACAGGAGCUGUUGCGGGCGGGCGCCGGACGGAGCCAGCGCCGGCUGUGCUUGGCUCGUCAGACGUGACUCCUCCUGAGGACCUGUCUCCACCCAGGGUCACUCCUGCAAGAAGCUGCGAGGAUGUGGGCUUGCGGCUACUGCGCACCUCCAUGAGUGCGGCCGCGCUGCUCCCCGAAGCGCAGCUCUGA